Messenger RNA from Juglans microcarpa x Juglans regia, 852 nucleotides. RefSeq lists its product as uncharacterized. The transcript is spliced from 2 exons. Lineage: Eukaryota; Viridiplantae; Streptophyta; Magnoliopsida; Fagales; Juglandaceae. The coding region runs from base 124 to 561 and encodes 145 amino acids. The record is from RefSeq and is a predicted model, not a curated record.
UUGGAAUUAGCGGCUGAACAAAUUUCAAAUUUUGAAAAGCCCCAAACUUGCAAGAAAUUCGUUACCCUCCGUAACCUCACACCCCCCACCUGAAUCUCUCUCUCAAAUCCAAAUAUAAACGUCAUGGCGUUGUUGAACAAAACCCGCGAAGACGCUCGGAGCUCCGAAGAAGAGGAGGAGCUGGAAAAGCUCGAGUCCGAUGUGAUGGAAAUGGCGCACAAGAUUCUGGAUUACAGAGCUGCUCUCCCGGAUCAGCUCAGGACCACUCUCGUUUCGGUACUCGCUAUUCAGAGACCCAUUUUCCCUCGUGGGUUGGAGCCCGGUCCAUCCGGACGUCCGAUUUUAGAAGGGCCGGUUAAAUCUAGUGUGGAGGCAGUACAGGCAGAAGAGGAUCAAGAGACUGCUGAGAAAAUACGAUUACUUAAAGAUAAAAUUUCAAGCAAUGUCUCAGCCACGCCUGUUGUUCUGAAGAGGAUGAAAGAUUGUAUUUCUAAGAUUGACAAAUUGGAUUCUUACAAAGGAAUCACACAUCCUGCAUUUAAGAGGAAAAAGAUUAGCUGAUAAAAUUUUAUCGUCCAUCCUUACUUAUGUAGUUGUUAAUUGAAGAGGAAUGCAAAGGGUGUUCCAAUAAUUGAUCAACUUUAUUUGUUCAAUGGGGACAUGCAUCCAGCUUUGGAAGGGAAGGGGAUCUACUGAUCCAUUGAGAGUACUCGCAAAGGCAUUCCUUUUGAUCUGUAUCAUAUUUUGUUGAUAAUAUCCGCAGCACCUCUUGCACCCAUCGAUUCAGUUGCAAGGAAUGGAGAGAAGGUGCUAUUUUGUGGAAUGUUCAUGUUCUUUACAUUUUCCAUUUUU